AUGGCUGCUAUGGCGACUGUCCCCAGCUACACUCCGUCGCUAUGGGUACGGCUGUGUCAUGCCCUCCCAAGGCUGGACCUCACUAUGCAGACGAGAGACAACAUCUUUACUCCAGACAGCUGGGAGUAUCAACAGACACUCCUGGUUCUCUCCAGUCUCUCGGCUAUCGCGCUCAUCCUCUCUCUCCUCAUCGUUCUUUCGUUCCUCAUCCACUACUGCUGCUGUCACCGUAGCGAUUCAGGCAACAGCUCUGAGGAAGAGGAGGAGGACGACGAUGCGAGCGGUGGCCACGGAUACGGCGGCAGGAAGGGGCGGGGCAUCUGCUGCGUCACGUGGGUCUCUGUGGCCGCCGUGACGCUUUGCUGCGUUGCCAUAGGCGUUGGUUUCUACGGCAACAGCGAGGCAAAUGAUGGGAUGUAUCAGUUGACCUCGUCUCUUCUCACUGCCAAUUACACACUGACUUCAAUUGAUCUGCUGGUGUCAGACACAGUGGCUGGACUUCAGCAGUCAGUGACGGGCUCUCUCACCUCCAUGGAGGAGCUGUUCGGCAGCAGUAAACCCGCUCUGGUCUCCACGCGUUCCUGUCGCCGUCUUUCCGAACGAGUCGCCCUCCUCCUCUCCUCCCUCACCCUGGGGAGAGGCGCGGGCCGGCUCGACGGGGCCGCGGGGGCCGGGAACGGCAGCGAGAGCAUCGUGGGGGUGUUGACUCCCGCUCCCCCAUCAGUCGCUCCAACGCUUGCCCCGCCCUCUCUCACAAACCCCGCCCCUGUGUCGUUCUCCCCCGGCUGGGCGGCCAACACGCUGAUGGUUAACGAGGAUUACAGGUGGCUGUCGUACGUGCUGUUGCUGUUGCUGGAUCUGGUCAUCUGUCUCUUCAUCCUGUUGGGUUUGGCCCGACAGGCCAGAUGGCUCCUCAUUCUGAUGACUGUACUGGCCUGGUUGGCUUUGUUUCUUAGUUGGGGUUCUUUAGGCCUGGAGACAGCUACUGUAGUGGCGCUCAGUGACUUCUGCUCAGACCCAAACACAUUUGUCCUCAACUCCACACACUUUAACUCAGGGACAAAUACAGAAGUCCUGGACUAUUACCUGACAUGCAGUAGGAGAACUAACAGUCCAUUUCAACAGUUGCUUACCCAGUCCCAGAGGGCGCUGUCGAGCAUCCACUCUCACCUGUCUAACCUAGAGAGAGAUGCGCUUCCGCGGUUUCCCAAAGGCGAGAAACCCUUGCGGGAAGUGCAGCAGAUGCUCAACGUCACAGAGGGAAACUUUCACCAGCUGGUGGCGCUGCUCAACUGUCGGGGGCUGAACAAGGAUUACAUUGAUUCUCUGAAGGGUCUGUGCUAUGAUGGGAUGGAGGGAUUGCUUUAUCUCUCCCUGUACUCGUUCCUCUCCGCUCUGGCGUUCACUGCCAUCCUCUGCUCCCUCCCUGGAGCCUGGAGGAGCUUCAGCAGCGAUGCGGAGGACUAUGAGGACUCUGACAGUGAGAGCGAGGACCCCUUCACUUCUCAUCAGGCACGUAGACAGACGGCCACAGCCUCCCAGCGCGGGGCUCCGCCCCCCUUCUAUAGUUACCAGGGGGACAGAUGGACACACCCCUUUUCUAGCGCUCCACCGUUACCGACUCCAAACGUUUCCUCCAAUGGCAACCCUGGUUAUGAGAGCCUGCCCUUGACUGACAGGCAGUCCCCGCCCCCCUCUUACUCUCCCAGCAUGCUGAUUGGCUAUGGGGGCAGUCAAUCACACCCCAACUCCACCCGCUCAAGGAACAUGUAUUCGCACUAA
This is a messenger RNA of Chanos chanos (milkfish), 1782 nucleotides long. It is a transcript of the gene ttyh1, whose product is annotated as tweety family member 1. Gene Ontology annotation, cellular component: plasma membrane; smooth endoplasmic reticulum membrane. The transcript has 14 exons. The record is from RefSeq and is a predicted model, not a curated record. NCBI's taxonomy places the organism in Eukaryota, Metazoa, Chordata, Actinopteri, Gonorynchiformes, Chanidae. Gene Ontology annotation, molecular function: volume-sensitive chloride channel activity; intracellularly calcium-gated chloride channel activity. The coding region runs from base 1 to 1782 and encodes 593 amino acids.